Messenger RNA from Salvia splendens (bonfire salvia), 1680 nucleotides. RefSeq names its product carotenoid cleavage dioxygenase 8 homolog B, chloroplastic. The coding region runs from base 1 to 1680 and encodes 559 amino acids. Gene Ontology annotation, cellular component: chloroplast. Gene Ontology annotation, biological process: carotene catabolic process. Gene Ontology annotation, molecular function: carotenoid dioxygenase activity. Lineage: Eukaryota; Viridiplantae; Streptophyta; Magnoliopsida; Lamiales; Lamiaceae. The record is from RefSeq and is a predicted model, not a curated record. The transcript is spliced from 6 exons.
AUGGCUUCCCUGAGAAUUUCUCCCAUCGUUUCAUCCUUCAACAAUCAGUCGAAAAGAAGCUGUCAAAGUCAUCGAGGCAAACAUGAUCAGUCUUGUUCAUCGUUGUUAUUUGGGAAAACAUUCCCGAAUAGGGUUUUGAAUGAGAAUGGGAGAUUGUUAACCAUCUCAAAAGUAGCUGCUUCAGAAGUGGUUGCAAAGGAAGAAAGUAAUGAGGAAAAGACACAUGUUGCUUUUACAAGUGUUAGGCAAGAGAGAUGGCAAGGAGAGCUUCAAGUCGAAGGAGAAAUUCCUCAAUGGCUGAACGGGACAUAUCUAAGAAACGGUCCGGGCGUAUGGCACGUGGGAGAGUACAACCUCCAGCACCUGUUCGACGGGUACGCGACGCUCGUGCGCCUCAACUUUGAGAGCGGGCGGCUCGUAAUGGGGCAUCGCCAAAUCGAGUCUGAAGCCUACAAAGCCGCCCAAAAGAAUCAAAAAGUUUGCUUCCGUGAGUUCUCCGAUAAUGGCCCUAAAAGCGACAAUUUCUUAGACUACAUGGGCGACCUUGCUAAGCUCUUUUCGGGGGCUUCGCUUACCGACAAUACCAUGACCGGUGUGGUUAAGCUAGGCGAUGGCCGAGUCCUAUGCUUGACCGAGACCCAAAAGGGCUCUAUUCUGAUCGACCCCGACACGUUGGACACGUUGGGGAAGUUUGAGUAUACUGACAAUUUGGGCGGGCUCAUUCAAGCGGCCCACCCAAUUGUCACUGAUACCGAGUAUAUUACUUUGUUACCCGACCUAAUCAACCCGGGCCACCAAGUCGUCAGGAUGGAACCCGGGACCAAUGAGAGGAAACUCAUGGGGCGGGUCAAUUGUCGGGGCAGGCCAUCCCCCGGCUGGGUCCAUUCCUUCCCGGUCACCGAGAACUAUGUCGUGGUCCCGGAGAUGCCACUUAGGUAUUGUCCUCAGAAUUUGCUAAAGGCUGAGCCCACAGAAUUGUAUAAGUUUCAAUGGCUCCCUGACUCCAAGGCCUACAUGCACGUUAUGUGCAAAGCCACUGGCAAGACUGUGGCGAGUGUGGAGGUUCCUCCGUUUGUGACGUUUCAUUUCAUCAAUGCUUAUGAAGAGACUGAUGAAGAUGGAAGAGUGACGGCCGUUAUUGCUGAUUGUUGUGAACAUAACGCUGAUCCUGCCAUUCUUCCUAACCUUUCGCUCCAUAAUCUUCGCUCAUUACACGGCCAAGAUGUGUUGCCUGAUGCAAAGGUUGGGAGAUUUAGGAUUCCAAUUGAUGGGAGCCCAAAUGGGACGUUAGAGGCAGCAUUGGAUCCAAAUGAGCAUGGCAGAGGCAUGGAUAUGUGUAGCAUUAACCCUAACUUUUUGGGGAAGAAAUAUCGCUAUGCUUAUGCUACUGGUGCACAAAGGCCUUGCAACUUCCCAAAUACCAUUACUAAGCUUGAUUUAGUGGACAAGAAGGCUAAGAGCUGGUGUGAGGAAGGCUCUAUCCCCUCCGAGCCCUUCUUUGUGGCUAGGCCUGGUGCCGCUCAGGAAGAUGAUGGUGUUGUGAUCUCCAUGGUUAGUCAGAAGAAUGGUGAUGGAUUUGCAUUGGUGUUGGAUGGAACUACUUUUGAAGAGAUUGCUAGAGCUAAAUUUCCCUAUGGUCUUCCUUAUGGGCUCCAUGGAUGCUGGGUUCCCAAGAAUUAG